This is a messenger RNA of Haemorhous mexicanus (house finch), 3508 nucleotides long. It is a transcript of the gene KCNS1, whose product is annotated as potassium voltage-gated channel modifier subfamily S member 1. Gene Ontology annotation, biological process: protein homooligomerization; regulation of delayed rectifier potassium channel activity; potassium ion transmembrane transport. The record is from RefSeq and is a predicted model, not a curated record. Bases 194 to 1615 code for a protein of 473 amino acids. Gene Ontology annotation, cellular component: voltage-gated potassium channel complex; membrane. Gene Ontology annotation, molecular function: delayed rectifier potassium channel activity; protein binding. Lineage: Eukaryota; Metazoa; Chordata; Aves; Passeriformes; Fringillidae. The transcript is spliced from 2 exons.
UAGCUUCCAUACCACAGGAGAACAACAGUCUAAAGCUGUUUUUCUCUCCUUCUCUCUCCUUGGUCCUCACUUCUCAAAAUGCAAACCUCCCUCCUCACUCCCCAGGGUGCUUCUGCCUCCACCCCCUGCCAGGAGCACCCCUCCAGCCCUGCUGUCUCAUCCACAGGUGGAACCCGCUCCUGCUCUACUGAUCAUGGUCAACAAGACCUUAAACUACUGGGGUCCCAGUUUUGAGGAGGACGUUAUCAACAUCAACGUGGGCGGUCUGAGGCAGCGGCUCAGCUCCAGCGCGCUCUCCAAGUUCCCCGACACGCGCCUGGGCCGGCUGCUCUCCUGCGACUCGGAGGAGUCCAUCCUGCAGCUCUGCGAUGACUACGACGUGAGUGCCAGGGAGUUCUACUUCGACAGAAACCCCGGCUUCUUCCUCUACGUCCUCCACUUCUACCAGACGGGCAAGCUGCACGUCAUGGAGGAGCUGUGCGUCUUCUCCUUCUGCCAGGAGAUCGAGUACUGGGGCAUCAACGAAUUCUUCCUGGAUUCCUGCUGCAGCUACCGCUACCACGAGCGCAAGCUGGAGAGCCGGCACCACAACUGGGAUGAGGAGAGCGAGGUGAGCAGCGUGGACACGUCCCCUGAUGAGAUCUCUGACAUCAACCACGACCUGCUGCGCUACAGCACCCUGCGCUGCGGCAACCUGCGCAAGCGCCUCUGGCUCACCAUGGAGAACCCCGGCUACUCCAUCCCCAGCAAGCUCUUCAGCUUCGUGUCCAUCAGCGUGGUGCUGGUGUCCAUAGCCACCAUGUGCAUCCACAGCAUGCCCGAGUACCAGGAGGUGGAUGAGAAUGGCAACGUGCUCGAUGAACCCAUCCUGCACAAGCUGGAGUAUUUCUGCAUCUCCUGGUUCACCUUUGAAGUAUCUUCCCGCCUCCUGCUCUCGCCCAACCCCAGGAAGUUCUUCAAGCACCCAUUGAACCUGAUUGACAUUGUCUCAGUGUUGCCCUUCUACUUCACCCUCCUGGUGGACGUGACCAUGGGCAGUGACUCGGAGCUGGGCAACCUGGGCAAGGUGGUGCAGGUGUUUCGGCUCAUGAGGAUAUUCCGGGUGCUGAAGCUGGCUCGGCACUCCACUGGACUGAGGUCACUGGGGGCCACCUUGAAGCACAGCUACAGGGAGGUGGGGAUCCUGCUGCUCUACCUGGCUGUGGGGGUCUCUGUCUUCUCUGGCGUGGCCUACACUGCUGAGAAGGAGGAAGACGUCGGCUUCGACACCAUCCCAGCGUGCUGGUGGUGGGGCACGGUCAGCAUGACCACCGUGGGCUACGGGGACGUGGUGCCCGUCACCGUGGCAGGGAAGCUGGCGGCCUCGGGCUGCAUCCUGGGGGGCAUCCUGGUCGUGGCACUGCCCAUCACCAUCAUCUUCAACAAGUUCUCCCAUUUCUACCGCAAGCAGAAGGCGCUGGAGGCGGCCGUGAGGAACAGCGGCAAGAAGGAGCCCGAGGAGGGCGGGAGCACCUCCAGCCGCGACCGCGACUCCGAGGCUCUGAGCGAGACCUCCCUGGACAGGGGCAGCCCCGACCGCCGUGGUCUGACCCCCGGUGCCCACCCCAGCCCCUGAGCCCUUGCUCUGCAGCCCUGGGGCACGUGGGACCUGCUGGGACCCACCUGGGGCACCUGGGACCCGCUGGGACCCACCUGGGGCACCUGGGACCUGCUCAAGGUGAGCACGGUGCCGGGACACGGCGGAGGCGCCACGGCUGGCAUCACCCUGUGAAGGACAGGAGGGCUUGGAGGAGAUGCCCAGGGGGUGUUGGCUGCUUCCAGACCCUGUGCCUGCCUGGAUGUGUCUCAGCCUUCACCUUGCUCACCUGUGGCUGCAAAGGGAGGUUGUGGUGCUGGAUAUGCCCCUGCCAGAAAGGGAGGCAGAAAAUAAGAAAUACAAGUGACCCCUGAUCAGGCACUGCUUCAGGUGUAUGGAGAGGGAUUUUCCUCUGCCCUCACGUUUUGUGUUGUCCAGGGUGAGGUUAAAUAGCUCAAGGAUGGAUGAGGCAACCCUCACCAGGCUGGCAGCCCUUACAGAUCCUGGGCCAUGUCAACUCCAGCCCCAGCCUUGUCCUACCCCCAGCAGGAAACAGGCUCAAAAGGCUCAACUGCCCCUCCAGCCAGAAGGGAAAGGGGUCUGGGAAUGAGCCUGUGUGGGAGGAGAGGUAGUGUCCAGCUCAGGGUGAGCCCCAUGGGAGUGGGAUUGACUGAACCCCACCUUCUUUCCCUUGCUGGGAUUUAUCUGCUCUCCUGCACUGCCACUGCGGGGACCCGCAGGGGUCUGGGGCUGUGCUGGGAGUGUGGCACAGCUGGGAUCACUGCCCACACAUGGGGGAGGGACACUGCCCACACACCUGGGGAUGGCCAGGAUGGCAGAAGGAACACUGUCCUCAGGCAGCAGCCGUCAAAGGGGUCAGGCUGCGGGAACUGAGGAGCCAAUUCCAGUGGGGCUGUCCCCCAAGUCCUGGUCUCCCUCACCACAGCCCCUAGCCUGGCUUUAUCCUGCCUCUUCCCUCCCUGUCUCAGGGCCAGGCAGGGCCAGGAGGGCUGUAAAGAGGGGGUCCCACUGUCCCAGGUGUCCUCACAGGGAGCUGAGCUCCCUGAGGGCCGCUGCACUCACCUUCCCCCUGCAGGGAGAGAGCUGGGGCAGAGGGGACCUUGCACUGCUUUUGUCACCACAGCCUCUGAGCACCUCACAGCCAGGCAGGGAGGUCGGCCUGGAGCACAAACCCCUUCCUGCCUGGAACCCCAGCCCACCUGAGCACCUUCAGGGCACAGCAUUAAUUCCCUACAGAGCUUUUCCUCGCCCUCCCACCCCGUUCUCUGUUUGGAAAUUGAGCAGCUCUGUUGCACACAGAAGAGUGCACCCAGCAAUGCCUGUUUUGAGCAGGAGAAACGUGCAUCCCACAAUCCCAAACCACCUCAAACACACUUCAAAGGCUUCAGGAUGACCCCAGGUACCUGGACCAUGGCUUUGCUGCUGCUUGUCCUGGCUGGGUUUCAGCACAGCUGUAGUUGCUGGUGCUAGCUCUGCCUGUAGCCAUCUGCUGGACACAGGCAAGGAAAGCCAACACUGCUGCAGGUCUGGCCUUUCCAAGCCCAGUGGGACUCAGGGAGGGUCCCCAAGGAGUGGUGGUGUGGGAUGGGAGGGUGCUCACGCUUCUGGCAUCAUCAAGUCUUCCAGUACCAACUCCAUGGUCAGCUCUGUGCUUAUUCCUGCUGGGAGCUGGGACUGGAGAGCAGCACCCUCUGCUCCAACCAGCUCCUGCUGCACUGUUACUUGAAUACAGGAAGGACUUUCCCCUUCUCAACAUAAAUAUUCCAGUAGCAAAAUGUAUUCAAAUGUGAAGAGUAAAUUAUAUCUAUUAAUGAAAAAGAAUUAUGCAAAUAAUUAGGAGCAUGUAAAUUAAUUUUCUAUCUAUGCAUGGGAUGCAUACUGUAUAUUUUAUUAAAGACCUCAAUGACCUGC